GUGGGCGGGGCCGAGCGUGUGGGCUGGAGUGAACUCGAGCAAACGCCGCUUCUCGCCGAGAUUCCAGUUCAGUCCAAGUCGGGCGGAGUCCAUGCAGACAGCUGGGAUCGGGAUAAAGGACUUAUUUAGACGAUUUUUCCCCGCUCGAGACGCUCACAGGACCGCGAAUUCACCCCGACACGAUGACAACGACGACCACCUUCCAAGGGAUGGAGCCCGGCGCGAAAAAUAGCUCCAGGGUGUUGCGGCCCCCUGGUGGAACCUCCAACAUUUGCUUCGGCACAGACGAGGAGAAGCCGGCGCGUAAGAACAGAAUGGCGUCCAACAUCUUUGCCGGGCCGGACGAUCCCCACGCCCAUCGAAGGAACAACCCACCCAGUGGGGAAGCCAGUGGUGUGCUCUGUGGGGAACCCUCCGCCCCCCUGAGGCGGUGCCAUCAACCGCCAAUCUACCUGAACAACUCCGACCCUGUCCAGCACCCAUCCAACUUCUCGGAGGAAAACCAUGAGGAACAAAAUGAACACUCAGAGGAAGUGGAGGCCCUUGACGAGCCUCGGCAGAAGGAUGAGGAGCCACUCGGGCCCGGCGGUGCCUCCGGUGGCCGCAGAAACCCUCCCGGUGGCAAAUCUAGCCUCAUACUGGGCUGAGGGAGCUCACUGAACUUUUCUCUCUCUUCUCUCUCUCUCCUUCUUCUCACUCUCUUGCUCUCCCUUUUUUUAAGGAAAUCACUCUUUCACUCAUGUGAGCCAUGGGAUUUUUUUGUCCACUACCACCUGUCUGUAUUUUUGUUUUUCUAUCGCAAAACAAACAAGAAAAAAAAAGAUCUUUGGCAGAAGCACUUUAUGUAAAAGCUCCAUUUCAGCCCAUCGUGAAGAGCGCAGGCCAUGCCGGGAAAAGCCAAGAGUCCACUCGUCUUUUGGACGGCCACCGGCGCCAAACCGUUUCAAAGGAUGAAAAAGAUUUGUUGCGCAAAAUUUCUAAGUACAAAUAAAGAUUGAUAUGAAUUUCA
Molecule: messenger RNA, 1009 nt
Organism: Astyanax mexicanus (Mexican tetra)
Lineage: Eukaryota; Metazoa; Chordata; Actinopteri; Characiformes; Acestrorhamphidae
Gene: jpt1b
Product: Jupiter microtubule associated homolog 1b
Exons: 5
Coding region: 183-647 (154 amino acids)
Cellular component (GO): nucleus
Source: RefSeq, a predicted model, not a curated record